UCUUAUAGCUGACCGUCGCAGUGGUAGACUCGUUCUGUCCUGAAAAUGGAACGCAACGCCGAUUCGAGUAGCGACAGCGAUGCGGAAAGUGAAACUCACGAACCGCAGACGACCAUCACCGUUGUUCGAUUAAAGCCCGGACACGAUGGAGGGGACGGAUCGCCACAGCAAUCGUGGUGGGCAAAGCGGAAGCAACGCAUUCUGCGGAAGAAAACGCUUUACAUGCGCAUGCCCAUCCUAAAAUGGCUGCCUAAAUAUUCGAUUCAAGAUUUCGUGGCAGAUCUUGUGGCCGGCAUCACCGUUGGAGUGACAGUCAUACCGCAAGGAUUAGCAUACGCAACUGUGGCCGGUUUACCUCCUCAGUAUGGAUUAUACGCUGCUUAUAUGGGGUGCUUCGUGUACGCUGUGCUGGGCAGCACACACGCCAUCACGAUAGGGCCAACGGCCCUGAUGGCCCUCGUUACGUACGACUCGGGCGCUACGCAAAUGGGGCCUGAAGCUGCCAUCCUGUUGGCCUUCCUCACCGGAUGCAUUAUCCUCCUCUUUGGUCUUCUUAAUUUCGGUUUCUUAAUCGAUUUUAUUGCGGCUCCGGUUGUGGCCGGAUUCACUAGCGCUGCAGCUUUUACAAUCGCCACAACCCAGAUCGAAUCUCUUCUUGGGCUCAAGUUUGAUGACGAAGGUUUCCUUAAUACGUGGAUCGCCGUAUUCGAGAACAUCGAAAAAACGAAAAAAUGGGACGCCGUCUUGGGUUUUUCAUCCAUCGCCGUUUUGCUUUUGCUUCGGAUGUUGGAUAAAGUGAAAUUGGGUGAAGAGGGUAAGAUGAAUCGAUGGCAAAAGUGGUUCAACGCCGGAUGUUGGCUCAUUUCGGUAUCGCGGAAUGCUAUCGUCAUCAUCGUUGGAUCCAUUAUCGCCUACAGUCUGACCGAGCCCGGAAGUUCUAGCUUUCCAUUCACGCUAACCGGUUCGAUUCCGAGUGGAUUUCCUCCUUUCAAACCGCCCGUCUUCUCGUUCACGAACGGCGACAAGACGUACACGUUCGUGGAAAUAUGCAAAAAUUUGGGAUCUGCGCUCUAUGUCACCCCGUUGGUUGCAGUUCUCGAAUCAAUCGCCAUCGCUAAAUCUUUCGCCAAAGGGAAAAGGGUCGAUGCCAGCCAAGAAAUGAUAGCUAUAGGUGCCAGCAAUAUUAUGGGAUCAUUCGCAUCGUCGUUCCCAGUCACGGGAUCGUUUUCACGCACGUCCGUUAAUUCAGCCAGUGGCGUGCGGACACCUUUCGGCGGUCUAUAUACCGCGUCCCUCGUUUUGUUGGCCAUCACCGUCUUAACGCCUUAUUUCUUCUUUAUUCCGAAAAGUUGCUUAGCAGCCGUUAUAAUCUGUGCUGUCAUUUUUAUGGUAGAAGUCCACAUGGUGAAGAUGGUCUGGAGAUCGAAAAGGAUUGAUAUUAUUCCGUUCGGAGUGACGUUCGUCUUUUGUCUCUUCGUCGGGCUGGAACAAGGCAUUCUAAUCGGCACGGCUGUUAAUUUAGGCAUGUUGUUGUACACAACCGCUAGGCCACGUCUACGAAUUCACAAACAUCAAAAUCCGACGAUGGAAUAUCUACAUAUCACUCCGGAUCGCAGCUUGGUGUUCACAGCCAUGGAAUAUUUCAUGUCCAGCGUUCGGAAGGCCUCUGCGCUUUAUCCGGGCAUUAUCGUUGUCGUCGACAUGAUCCACGUCUCUGCCGCAGAUUUCACGACCGCUUACGGAUUUAACAAUAUGAUUAAAAGCCUGCAAAAACACGGACAUAAACUCGUCUUGACGCGGACGAAACCCGAAGUAUUGCUCAUCCUGUCGCGAAUGGGAUGCGAUUUGCAUGUCCACACCGAUGGCACAGACAUGGAAAGCUUACUGAAAGAAGUUGUAACAUCGUCAUCGGUGCCAUUGACGUUGUUGGACUCGUCAUCUUCAUCGUCGUCGUCUUCCCCCACGGACAAACGGGAUUCACGAAUUGAAGAGACGUCAAUGAGCACAUCGGUCGAAGUAGAAAAAGAAGUCUGAUCAAUUCAAUUUUUUGUGUGUUAUGUGUAUGAUUUGAGUUGUA
Daphnia carinata is the source of this 2077-nucleotide messenger RNA. Its product is annotated as sodium-independent sulfate anion transporter-like. NCBI's taxonomy places the organism in Eukaryota, Metazoa, Arthropoda, Branchiopoda, Diplostraca, Daphniidae. The record is from RefSeq and is a predicted model, not a curated record. Gene Ontology annotation, cellular component: membrane. The transcript is spliced from 12 exons. Gene Ontology annotation, molecular function: sulfate transmembrane transporter activity. Gene Ontology annotation, biological process: transmembrane transport. The coding region runs from base 46 to 2034 and encodes 662 amino acids.